AUUCAAAAGGCCCAGGUUUUCAAAAAAGCAAAUAUAGAGCUUUCCCCUUCGCCUCCGCGCCGCCGCCGCCUCUGUCCGUUCCGCCGUGGUUUGCGCCGCCCGUCCGCCGCCGCCGGCGGCCGUACUCCGUGUAGCCUACUCGUCGCUGCUCGAGCUGAAAGCCCAGGGUCAGGGAGGGUGGUGCCCACAGCUACGCACAAACAAUGGAGGGCAAAGAGACCAAGAACACCGUCGCUGCCGCUGCCUCCUCCUCCCCUCUCUUCUCCUUCUCCAACUCCAACGCUUCCUUCGGCUUCGGCUUCGGCUUCAGCGCGUCAUCCGGACCUCCUCCGCCGCCGCCGCCGCCAGCCGUCGAGGUGCUCCUCUCCGAGGAAUCGCCCGUCGCGGCCGGCGAAUUGGAGCCUGUGGUGAUUGAUGACUCCCUGUCGAUUUACAAGGGGAGAGCAAGUACUUCUGAUGUUUUUGGAGUCAAAAACUCUGAUUUAGUCCCAGGGAAAUAUGAAGGUGGGUUGAAGCUCUGGGAAGGUUCACUAGACUUGGUGAAGACUUUAAACUCAGACAUCAAAGAAGACCGAUUGCUUUUAGAAGGCAAACGUGUAUUGGAGCUAGGAUGUGGACAUGGCCUCCCUGGUAUCUAUGCUAUUCUUAAGGGUGCUGUUCUAGUCCACUUCCAAGAUUUCAAUGCUGAGGUCCUUAGAUGCCUUACCAUACCAAAUGUAAAGGCUAAUCUAUUGAAGGAAUCAUCUGAAGAAAAGUUUACAUCUGGUAGUGUUGGUUUCUUUGCUGGUGACUGGAGCGAAAUUGACAGUCUGCUUCUUCGUGGAGAUGCUGACCUGGAUAAAUCAACCAACAGUCAUGAAAACGAUACAGCGUAUAAUGGCUAUGAUAUCAUCCUUAUGGCUGAGACUGUCUAUGCAGUAUCUUCCCUCCCUAAUCUCUACAGGCUCAUCAAGAAGUGCCUGCGCUACCCUGGAGGUAUAGUUUACAUGGCGGGUAAAAAGCAUUACUUCGGAGUAGGUGGUGGCACAAGGCACUUUGUUCGCUUGGUUACAGAAGAUGGGGCCAUGCAGUCCGACCUACUUGCUGAAGUUGCUGAUGGAUCAUCGAAUGUUCGGGAGGUUUGGAAAUUAUCGUUCAAAUAGACUAGUAUUCUGCUUGUGAUCGUUGAAGAAACCACAAACAUGUACUGGCUCCAUAUUGGUCGAGUGGAAGCCUUAGUUUAGGUGUUUCUUGUUCUAUUAAUGUACUGGGUCAGUUCUGAGAUAAUUGCUACCUCUUUUCAGAGGUCUUAUAUUGAAUACAGGAACAUCCUUUUACUCUUUGAAAAACUCAUCUAAGUAAGUUUUACUGAGAUCUUGAUAGUUACCA
Molecule: messenger RNA, 1368 nt
Organism: Oryza sativa Japonica Group (Japanese rice)
Lineage: Eukaryota; Viridiplantae; Streptophyta; Magnoliopsida; Poales; Poaceae
Source: RefSeq, a predicted model, not a curated record